This is a messenger RNA of Panicum virgatum (switchgrass), 2152 nucleotides long. RefSeq lists its product as uncharacterized. The record is from RefSeq and is a predicted model, not a curated record. NCBI's taxonomy places the organism in Eukaryota, Viridiplantae, Streptophyta, Magnoliopsida, Poales, Poaceae. Bases 62 to 2152 code for a protein of 696 amino acids. The transcript has 7 exons.
UCGCGGUCUAGGGUUUUGGCUCCGCCAGGCGGAGGCGGAGGGUGAAUUGGUUGGCGCGCGCAUGGGGAUGGUGCCCAACGGGCUCCUGCCCAAUGCGUCCGCCCGGGUGACACGGCGACUCGAUCCCGAGCGCUGGGCGGUUGCGGAGGGCCGCACGGCGGAGCUGAUCGCACGCAUCCAGCCCAACGCACACUCUGAGGGCCAGAGGCUGGCCGUCUACCACUACGUGCAGCGGCUUAUCAUGAACUGCCUCUCUUGUCAGGUUUUUACCUUUGGUUCAGUACCUCUCAAGACUUACUUACCUGAUGGUGACAUUGAUGUCACUGCUUUUAGUAAUAGUGAAGAAUUAAAGGAGAUUUGGGCAAACCUUGUCCGGGAUGCAUUGGAGCGUGAAAAGAAGAGUGAAAAUGCUGAAUUUCAUGUAAAAGAAGUCCAGUAUAUUCAGGCAGAGGUCAAGAUUAUUAAGUGUCUUGUGGAAAACAUCGUUGUCGACAUCUCAUUCAAUCAAGUCGGUGGACUAUGUACACUUUGUUUUCUUGAAGAUAUCGACAACUUGAUCAGCCGAAAUCAUUUAUUCAAGCAGAGUAUCAUAUUGAUAAAGGCAUGGUGUUUCUACGAGAGUCGUAUUCUUGGAGCUCACCAUGGUCUUAUAUCUACCUACGCAUUGGAGACACUGGUUCUGUACAUAUUUCAUAUAUUCAACAAUUCUUUAACUGGACCUCUUGAGGUUUUGUACCGUUUCUUAGAAUUUUUCAGCAACUUUGAUUGGGAGAAAUUUUGUUUGAGCUUGUGGGGGCCAGUUCCUAUAAGUUCACUUCCAGAUAUGACUGCGGAACCUCCGCGGAAGGAUAGUGGUGAAUGUUUGCUGAACAAGUCCUUCCUGGAUACGUGUAGUUCUGCGUAUGGAGUUAUGCCUCACACCCAGGAUAAUCAGGGUCAACCAUUUGUUUCCAAACACUUCAAUGUUAUUGAUCCUUUACGCACAAACAACAAUCUUGGAAGAAGUGUCAGCAAAGGCAAUUACUUCAGAAUACGCAGUGCUUUUGCUUAUGGGGCGAAAAGGCUUGGAAAGUUACUUGAAUGUCCAAAAGAAGAUUUAAUUGCUGAAUUGGAUCAGUUCUUCACAAAUACAUGGAUAAGACAUGGGAGUGGAAGUCGCCCUGAUGUGCCUAUUGCAAGUCCGGUCGAUGUGCAGCCUCUGAAAGUUGUUCCUUCUGUAUUGUCAAACAGUCACAGAAGUGUAACAGCAUUUAAGAAAAAAGUUGAAAAUCCUAAGCUUCUUGCUAAUCAGGAUAAUCUUCAUGUGGAUCAAGCUAAUCUUACUGAAGUUUUUCAUGGUUAUCCUUCUUCUCAGACAAUUCAGAAAAGUGACCUACAUUGUCGUAAUCUGCCAAGAACAGUUAAUCCUUCUGUUUCUCAUUCUCAGUACCAAAAGGUGAAUGUAGCACAAGGAAAUGCCAAGGUCUCUGAACAGCUUGAAAGAAAUCACUCCGCUGGAUUGAUGCAAGCUGAAAGGGAUAAGAGAGUGCCAAAUGGUCUCUUUGUCAAUGACAGGAAUGGGCAAAACAGGUCUAGAUUUGCAAGAACCCGAUCUAGCCCUGAACUGACAGAUUCUUCUGCUGAAGGAUUUCGUGGUAGGGGGGCAAAUGUGGUUGGUAUGGAAAAACCUUUGAAGGUUGAUUACAGCAGCAGAAGAAAUAUCAUGGUUCCAGAAGUGUCCAGCAACCACAGCACCAAGUCUUCACAGGAUGAAUCAAUGUCUUCCUUGAACUCAUCUCACCCUAGUGCAAAGGCAGUCUCUGACUCAAAUAGCGUUUCCAGCAGCUAUCGUGAAGAUAAUGGUUUUGUGAUGAAUGAAGAACUUCCUACUGUCUCUGAAUCAUCGGAUAUGCGCCAUGACGAACAAGUUCUGGUUCAUUUAAUGGAAUCCAUGAAGUUGCAUGGAUUCAAUGGACAGAUUCAAUUGCCAAUGCAAAUACCUUCUCAUCUGUCUGUAACAAAUUCCCAUUUACUGGCUCUAGCAGGUUUUUCACAAAAGCAUCUGGCUGCGGUUCCACCAGCUAACUUAAUUGGGGCACCAUGGUUUCCCAAUAUGCAGUUCCUCCGUGGAUUUGCCCAAUAUGCUACACCCUGGUACAUGCUGAUACAAUAG